UUGGGAACAUGUGCUACAGCUAGCUGAUAUAUCUGCAGUGCGGCACAGGAACCAGCAGGGGGAGCGACGAUCAAACAAAUUUAGGACAAUACAGUAAUAUAAACACGGCUUAUAUACAAGUGCUCAGUAAAUGCUACGUAUGUUCUUUAGUUUAGUUUGCGAGGUAGCUUUAAGACGAGCUGGUUCAGAAUUUGUAAUUCCGCUCGCGCUAUCGACUGGGCCUGUAAUCGAGCUGCGCUCGUGUGCACACCGGCUGCGCGCCGCCGCACACACGGGCGGCUUCACCGACACCUUCUAUUGCGAUUUUUUUUGAAGCUUUGCAGGAAGCGCGUGGACCGUAAGGCAGCCGCCUGAAGCUCCGCCCAUCUCCGUUCCCCUGCAGUUCAAACAGCACUUGUCUUCUCCCCGGCUGUAAUAGGAUUUUGUUUGUGUCCAAGUCCACGACAGGAGCGCGAGCGUUACGACUGGAGCAGGAGGUUUGCCCUGAGGCCCUGCAGUGGAAAUCUUCACAAGGCAAACAUCGUACCGAGUGGAGUGGACAGAACAGCAGCCAGUAUGCUUAUCUGACAUUGACUUGGUGAGACUGCCAGGCAGGCAAACUCCAGCAGAUGAUGAUGAUGAAACUACUGCGCUAGUGCCAGAUGGUUUGGGAAUGAUGGACGUCCCUAAUGGCCAACCCAGUGUCUCCACUGCUGUCACCUCAGAGAAGAGCAGCAGUUCAGAGUCUCUGAGUGAGAAGGGCUCGGCUGAACUGAAGAAAAGUUUUGAUGCUGUUGUCUUUGAUGUGCUGAAGGUCACGCCAGAGGAAUAUGCAGGUCAGAUCACACUUAUGGAUGCUCCAGUGUUCAAAGCCAUCCAGCCUGAGGAACUCUCAAGUUGUGGCUGGAACAAAAAAGAGAAGCACAGUUCAGCUCCUAAUGCCGUGGCUUUCACACGAAGAUUCAAUCAGGUGAGUUUCUGGGUGGUGCGGGAGAUUCUUCAUGCCCAAACUUUGAAGAUCAGAGCAGAGGUUUUAAGUCUCUACAUCAGGACAGCGAAGAAGCUGUGCGACAUGAAUAACCUCCAUGCAGUGAUGGCAGUGGUGUCAGGUUUACAGAGCGCUCCUAUUUUCAGACUCUCCAAAACGUGGGCUGUGUUGAGUCGUAAGGACAAGGCUACGUUCGAGAAACUGGAGUAUCUGAUGGCUAAAGAAGACAAUUACAAGAGACUGAGAGACUACAUCAGCAGCCAGAGUAUGACCUCUUGCAUACCGUAUCUAGGUAUGUAUCUGUCUGAUCUCACGUACAUAGACUCAGCAUAUCCUUCCACCGGCAGUAUUCUGGAAAAUGAGCAGAGGUCCAACCUGAUGAACAACAUUCUGAGAAUCAUCUCAGACCUGCAGAGAUCCUGCGAAUAUGAUAUACCUGAAUUGCCCCAUGUCCAGAACUAUCUCAACUCCGUUCACUACAUUGAGGAGUUACAGAAGUUUGUGGAGGAUGACAACUACAAGUUGUCUUUGAAGAUUGAGCCAGCCACUAGCACACCUCGCGCAACUGCCUCUAGAGAAGACCUCGUAGGUUCGGAUGCCUCUGGUUCGCCCUUGUGUGGGCGUCGUGGCAACUCUGCUGAUGGUGGCCUGCCUAAAGUCCCGGGUACUCCGCCUUCCCCUCGCAACCUCCUACCCUAUGGACACAGGAAGUGUCACAGCCUGGGAUACAAUUUCAUUCAUAAGAUGAACACAGUGGAGUUUAAGAGUGCUACAUUCCCCAACGCCGGAUCCAGACACCUGCUGGACGACAGUGUCCUGGAGAGCAACACACCUACACGAGGACAAGCAGAGAGCUCCACUCUGUCCAGUGGCAUCUCACUGGGAAGCAGUGAAGGAUCUGAACUCAGUGAAGAAAUGUCUUGGCCUGCGUUCGAAAGGACACGUCUCUACCACUCUCUGGGCCCAGUGACCCGAGUAGGCCGAAUCACCUGCAGAGGAGGCCUCAGGCCCAGCAGCUCAGCCGAGUCCGAGGAGCUUGCGGUGCACCUGUACCCUGGAGCAGUGACCGUCCAGGGAGUGUUACGCAGGAAAACCAUCCUAAAGGAGGGCAAGAAACCUACGGUGGCUGCAUGGACUAAGUACUGGGUAGCGCUGUGUGGUACUCAGCUCUACUAUUACACUGCCAAGUCUCUCAAAGCCACUGAGAGGAAGCAUUUUAAGUCGACCUCGAGUAAGUGUGUCUCUGUGGUGGGGUUGAUGACCAUGAUGGCAGAUGACCCGGAGCAUCCUGACGUCUUCCUGCUGACAGACUCUGAGCAGGGAAACUCGUACAAGUUCCAGGCCGGGAACAGAAUGAACGCUUUGCUGUGGUUUAAACACCUCAGUGCAGCAUGUCAAAGCAACAGACAACAGGUAAGCAUUUGUGUUAAGACUUUUGUUCCUGUGUUAAGACCCAGUUUAGUCCGAGUCAUCUGCGAGCAGAGCAUCAGGGCAGCACUUAUGUGUGAUCUAGACACUGGCUGUGUUUCGUCUUAAGAUUUGUGUGGAUAGAACUGUUUCCUUUCAAAUAUGUUGGAUAAAUGCACCAAUGUUUUUGUGCUGUGUUUGUAAAAGCUUCGACUAUAUGUCGAGUCCAAUUUGGAUAGAGAUUUUCAAAAGCCAGGCUGCGAAAACAGUAGUACUCCUUUAUUGUGCUUUGCAUAGAGGAAUAAUAGAGGAUGAAUAGAAAAAUAACUACUAUUAAAUGCAGUAAUUAUGGAAUAUAUAAACGAUCAAUAUGUAGAUAAAAGGAAUAGGGUGAAAUUAUAAGGGAGGGCACAAGGCAGAUUAACUGGGUGUAGAGCAAUGGCCAGUAUGAAUUUCCUGCGACCCCAAGCCUUGAUCACCCUACGUAUUUAAAAAUUCCUGAGUUAUAGUUUAGGACUAUUUUAUCAUUUGACCGUUUUAUUUUGUCAGUAACGUACAUGCUGCAUGUGUGACAUAAGUGACUUAAAGGGUCAUGAAUCAUAUUUUAUUAUAUUGUUUUCCUCGAGCCGGAGUCAGAGCGGAUGGGGAAAAGUGUCGGAAUGAUAGCUAGCUAAUAGGCUCAAGCUUUUCAUGAAUAAAAGGCGAAGGCUCUUCCCUUCAACACGGACCCUCGGUGUAUAGGUCUGCAUGUGACGGCCCGAGGAGCUUUAAGCGAUUUAAUUAGCUCAAAAGGCAAGUAAAAUUGUCACGGUUAAAAUUAGGCACAUACCUCGUUUGAAGGGAUGGAAAAGUCCUUGGGACUGAGUACCACAUCAUUGUGUAGACGCAAACUGCUUUCAUGAGCAAGUCCACCUUUCUCCAAUUCUCAUAGCUCUCCCGAAUUAAAACACUUGAACUCUUACACCACUGAAACAAACUCUUGUGACCCAUUUGAACGCCUCUCUCAUCUACUACAUCUGUAGGAAAGCACCACUUGCUGUCAUGAAUAAUUAAGAGACAGCAUCUUCACAUAGGAUAAGAACACACAGUCUCAUGAAUAAUUAUGAGACACCAACACAUCAUCGAAGUCUUAUAGUACACUGCCAGGUCACUGCCUGUGACGUGUGAGAGGACGAGACUUUAAACCCUCAAGAUGAAAAUAAUGAAAAAAAGCUCAAAAUGAACCAGUUUUCUCCUGCAAUUAAAAUUAACGGAUGCUAAGAUUGUCUUUUAUGAUGUGCGAUAUGAACACACCUGUUAAAAUCUCAGAAAAUGUAGUUUAGUGUUUCAUGACACUGUAACAACCAAAGGAAGAUUCCUUGCAAUGACUUACCAGUGUAGAGGAAAGUGUACAGGAAGCUACAUCUCCUCAGGGUGGUGUGAUAC
Molecule: messenger RNA, 3799 nt
Organism: Ictalurus furcatus (blue catfish)
Lineage: Eukaryota; Metazoa; Chordata; Actinopteri; Siluriformes; Ictaluridae
Gene: ralgps2
Product: Ral GEF with PH domain and SH3 binding motif 2
Exons: 20
Coding region: 653-2503 (616 amino acids)
Biological process (GO): Ras protein signal transduction; positive regulation of GTPase activity
Cellular component (GO): plasma membrane
Molecular function (GO): guanyl-nucleotide exchange factor activity
Source: RefSeq, a predicted model, not a curated record